CUUACCAAACCGCAUGACUUGGUGUAUAUGUGUGGAAGCGGCUUGGUAGCAGGACUGCUCAGAAUAAACAAGAGGCGGGGUUUGACCUUGCUAUCAAAACAUCUCUGUUUCAGGUGCCCGGAGAGAAACACGUUUAUGCAUACAGAAUCCAAGCACCAGUACAGAGAGAUUGGAUUAGGACACGGGAAACGCACAUUAUGGUCGUUAAAUGUAAAUACCAGGAAGAAUGAAACAAGAAAAAGCCGACUAAGAGGAAUACGUGCCAUGUUUCUAAAACUUGGGUUAUAUUCGAAAGGAUUCGCUUUGGGGAUCCAGUGCAUUCUUGAUCCUAAUCAGAUACUGCUUUAAAAAUCGUCCAUGAAGAUCUGCUUUUUUUUUUUUUUUUUUUUUACCUUGGAACUGUUCUUUCAGGCCAGGGAGUUGAAAGCGGUCCUGAUUAGUACAAGGAAGCAAGUUAAAAGGAAGCAUUCUAAGGUGGAUACGGUUGGAAAAUAGUUUUGGAAACGUGUCAUUUGACCAUAUAAAGAACCAAAACAGUGGACUCCAGAUGAUUGGAACCGGAAUAUUUGAGCUUCCCUGUGGUUAAAGCUUUGUACCCAAAACUGAAGGAUGACUUAAUGUUUCAGUGAAAAGAGAAAACAUGAAGUGUAUUGGCUGCAGUGAGAGCGAAGAGUUAAGGUGCUGCAUGGUUAUAAGCAUUAACACACAAGGGCUUUUUUUUUUUUUGUUUUAGCUCCAACGAGGAUGAUUAUUAACGAGGGAGCUACAAAAAAAAUACAGCAAUGGUUUAGUAAACUUGAAUUACUGUGCACGCCAUUCGGAAGUUUGGGUUUUGGUACAAAGGACAACUUACCAGUGGUUUUUUUUUUUUUUUUUUUUUUAAUUUGUGGCUUUUAAAUUCAGCCACUCCCAUAGGCAUUUGUUGGAAUUACUUUGCUUACUCAGCCAGUUUGAGGGAUCAAAGGUGUCCUAAUGUUCAGUGAGAAAGCUGCUGGAGGAAAAAUAUUAAAAUUGCUGAGAUUUUUAGUUUGGAACACCAGCUCCUUUACACCUUUGCUUGUUGUAGACUUGCUUUGCUGAGUGACUGUUCUUCACAAAGUCUAACUUUAAUCAAAUGGCAUGGGUCAAGUUCUUCUGGAAGCCUGGCGGCAGUCUUGGAAAAACCUACCAGCCUGGGAGCAUGCUUUCCCUUGCUCCGACGAAAGGCUUGUUAAACGAACCGGGACAGAACAGUUGCUUUCUCAACAGUGCUGUACAGGUGCUGUGGCACCUCGAUAUUUUCAGAAGAAGCUUAAGACAGUUGCCUGGGCACGUUUGUCUUGGUGAUGCCUGUAUUUUUUGUGCUUUAAAGAGUAUUUUUAUCCAGUUUCAACACAGCAAAGAAAGAGCGCUGCCUUCAGAUGUCUUGCGCAAUGCUCUAGCUGAAAGUUUCAAAGAUGAGCACAGAUUUCAGCUUGGGUUCAUGGACGAUGCUGCAGAAUGCUUUGAGAAUAUUCUUGAGAGGAUUCAUUUUCACAUAGUGCCUGAAUGUGAAAAAGAUAUGUGCACUUCCAAGUCCUGCAUUACCCACCAGAAGUUUGCAAUGACUUUGUACGAACAGAGUGUGUGUCGGAGUUGUGGGGCUUCGUCUGACCCUCUGCCUUUUACAGAGUUCGUGCAUUAUGUAUCCACAGCAGCUCUCUGCAAUCAAGUUGACAAAAUGAUGGAGAGAAAUGAACGCCUUAAGUCAGACAUGUUUGGAGAAUUGCUGCAGGCAGCAAAUACUGUUGGGGACCUUAGGAACUGUCCAAGUAACUGUGGGCAGAGGAUUAAAAUCAGACGUGUACUGAUGAACUGUCCAGAAAUUGUGACCAUUGGUUUUGUUUGGGACACAGAGAACUCUGAUCUCACUGAGGAGGUUAUUCGGUCUCUUGGGCCACAAAUAAAUCUCUCUGGGCUUUUCUACAGAGUCACAGAUGAACAGGCGAAAAGGAGUGAACUGCACCUUGUUGGAAUGGUCUGCUACUCCAGUAGACACUACUGUGCCUUUGCUUAUCAUACUAAAUCUUCCAAGUGGGUCUUCUUUGAUGAUGCCACUGUUAAAGAAGUUGGAUCCAAAUGGAAAGAUGUAGUUACUAAAUGCAUACGAGGCCACUUCCAGCCACUUCUCCUUUUCUAUGCUAACCCUGAAGGAACUGCAGUAUCUACAGAGGAUGCACUCCAGCAGGCCACUUUGUGGUCUCAUUAUAAAUCUCCUCUAAGUGGUGAGUUUUCAGACAUAACAGUUAAAAAGUUAGAUCUUCCAAAAGAAAAUGGAAUUGGCCCAUUUUCAAACCAAAGCAACUUUAAACAGAAAUUGCAACAUAAUUCAAACUCAGGAUUCAGCAGGGGGAAUGGACAAACAAGUGGUGUCCGAGGACAAGUGAGAAUCAUCCCUGUGGAUCCUAAGAGUAAGCUCAGAGAAAUCUCCAAAGAAUGUGCACAGAAAGCAGGAGAGGUCAGAAUGCAGAAGAAGGAAAUUGAAAGAGGUCAGAGAAGACAGGACUCUGGUAGACAUACAGAUAGAUUUCCAGACAGCAGGCUGUACUGUAAGUCUGCCUCACCACCUACAGAAAAUGGAUUUAAACAGUGUAUGGAUCAGAGGUUGUACAGUAGCCAGGGGAAAGGGUCUUCCCGUCACGAAAGGACUUCCCACCAGGCCCGAUCUUCUCAUGAACCCAGGUUGCCAGCCAAUAGGGUACAGGUACUGCCAGGCCUCCCAGCCCACGGCAAGUUCCGGAAUGAGUUUACCAGCGGUUACGACACAGACAGCAGCCAGGAGUCUAGAGAGAGGAGUGGUGGGAGCCGGAGCAAGAGCAGAGUCUGGAAGCCCAUACGAGAAACUCUCAAUGUCGACAGUAUUUUCAAUGUGACUGAAAAACUGCAGCACAGCCCAAGACGCAAGCUCCUGAAUCAAAGUGAGCGCACGCAGUACGACAGAGAGCACCUCUUUAAUCACUGGCCGAAGGACGUACGAAAGCAGAAGAGUCUAAUGACCAUCUACGAAGAUGAGCUGAAACAGGAAACGGGAAGCAGGAGCUCGCUGGAAUCCGAAGGCAAAGGGAACCCUGACAAAGAAAAAACAAAGGUUGGGGUGAACCUUAAGAUCCGCAGUGACAGCUGCCAGAUGCAGAGAACUGAAUCUGGGUAUGAGAGCAGCGAAAGAUUAAGCAAUGGUUGCACUAACCUUCACUCUCCCAUUGUAGAAAACUUUAGUUCUAAGGAGCUGAAAUGUAUUCCAGAGGCUGAGUUUUCCAGGGACCAACUCCAACCAGUGAAAUCUGAUGAUUUUAAGACUGACAACAUGCAUCACUCCAUUUCUUAUGGUGCAUCGGAGAAGGAUUACAAUCCUCAAGAUAUAUACUUGCAGAAACCUAGUCCUUGCUCGCAAAGAAGACAUGCAUUCAGAAAAAGUGCUGAACAUACUGGAAGGACCUUUUCCUCUCCUGCGGAUCCAGUGUUCUUGGAAGAAAUACGAUCAGAAGGGGAAAGUGAUGGAAGUUAUAAAUAUAGCAACACCUCACACCUGCAGAAAAGAAGCAGCACAGAUUGGAACAGUGCAGAUGUGCCAUCAGACUCUGAGUACACAGGCUAUGCAAUGAACAAACCAACUGCAAAAUGGAAUCCAGUGACUCCUAGAGGAAUGAACGAACAGGGCUAUUUGUAAGGGGGACUGGACUUUUAAAAGGUAAAACAAUACAUGGAGGGAAUUGAAAACAAGAGGAGUGUUGCUAUUAACCAUUUCAUGUCAGAAACUAAUUAUUUUUUUAUUAUUAUUAUUGUUAACCAUCAUUUAUUUGUAAAACAAACAUUAGUCUUCCAGAAUAGCUGACAAUAGUUGACGUCAUUGCAUUUUCUGUGGCUGUAUCUCUUUGCUUGAAGAAAACAUUUGUUAAAAAUGUUUUCCCAGUAGAGGGCAGUGAAAUACCUUCUAUUGCAAAGCCCCAAGCAAAACAAAAUAUAUUACAGGAAUGUUUGAAAACGUGUAAGACAAGCACUUCCAUAAAUUGCAUUCCUACAUUUUGUAGUGGCUUAAACCAUUUUAAUGUGCUUGAGUUAUUCGGUAGCAACAUUUUACUUUUACUUUUUUUAAUUUUUUUUUUUUUUUUAUACAUUGACAGAAUUA
Polyodon spathula (Mississippi paddlefish) is the source of this 4144-nucleotide messenger RNA. RefSeq names its product inactive ubiquitin carboxyl-terminal hydrolase 53-like. Gene Ontology annotation, cellular component: cell-cell junction. Gene Ontology annotation, biological process: response to auditory stimulus; protein deubiquitination; sensory perception of sound. The record is from RefSeq and is a predicted model, not a curated record. The transcript is spliced from 18 exons. Lineage: Eukaryota; Metazoa; Chordata; Actinopteri; Acipenseriformes; Polyodontidae. Gene Ontology annotation, molecular function: cysteine-type deubiquitinase activity. The coding region runs from base 1115 to 3685 and encodes 856 amino acids.